GCACGCGAUCAAGCCGCGUGACCGUAGAAGAAGAACAGGAGGAUUCGACACGGACCUUCGUCCUGUAUAUCUCAGCAGCCAUAAAACCUAAAGUUAUCACAGUGCGUGGUCCAAGAACUUCUGUGUCUGGCUACACACGAGACGGCGCGUUGACCCACGGCGCCAUGCUGGCAUCGAGCGACAAGCCCGAUAACUCGCAGCGCCUGGAGCACCGCGGGACCAGUCCGGGCCUUGACCACGGUGGACCGAGGCCAGUCGAGUCCGGCGGCACCUCCCCUAGGUCUGCCGCCGACACCGACGCCUUGCUCCAGUACCUGGCUGACACGCCGCCCGGUGAACGCUCCGGUCGCGUCACUGUCACCGUCGAGAAGCGGUCGGAGGAUCGCCCGGAGUCACCUGCACUGGCCACACCGUCCACUUCACCGAGCCCAACCGCAGGACAACAGCGCGUGCACGGCGAAAGAGACCAGGAUACGGCAGUGACCAGACACAGCGACAAGCACGGGCACUCCGAGACGCGGCAGGGUCAUCGCCCCAGGAGAAUUCUCCGGAAGAGGAAAGCGAACGUCGCGCCUCCGGCGGUAGCCUUAGGCAACGAACCCGACGCCACUCUUUUAGCACCGGACACAGCGACCGCUCUACGACAAGCUGGAGUUGCCUCAGCCUCUACGGAGAAGCAGACUUGUACGUUAAUUUACUUAAGAGGAAGCUUUCGAUAAAUUGUGUCAUAAACUACUAAUGCAUAAGUUGCAGUUACUAAACUUGGAUUCCAAUUUAAACUGCUUGCAUGGCUUCAAUGCUUUUUACUCAAUCAUUCCGAGUUUGUCUCAGCUAACAAUACUGACUUUCGUCCGAGUCCUGUUUUCUCAGGUUUACUACAUGUACAAGGGUCUGUACUUGGCCUGCUCCACUCUC
Messenger RNA from Dermacentor andersoni, 915 nucleotides. Lineage: Eukaryota; Metazoa; Arthropoda; Arachnida; Ixodida; Ixodidae. The record is from RefSeq and is a predicted model, not a curated record.